Calidris pugnax (ruff) is the source of this 3891-nucleotide messenger RNA. RefSeq names its product transcription elongation regulator 1 (gene TCERG1). The record is from RefSeq and is a predicted model, not a curated record. The transcript has 20 exons. Gene Ontology annotation, molecular function: RNA polymerase binding; transcription coregulator activity. Bases 112 to 3033 code for a protein of 973 amino acids. Lineage: Eukaryota; Metazoa; Chordata; Aves; Charadriiformes; Scolopacidae. Gene Ontology annotation, cellular component: nucleus.
GUUUUUUUCAAUUUUGAGCCAUCAUGCCAGCAUUGGUAUUGCACGGGCACUAAAUGGUGGGCAAAAUUGUUUUCCUGAGAGCAGCAGAAGAGCGUUUGUUGGUUCCAAAGAAUGGCCCAGCAGCAAGCACUGCGGUUCCGUGGCCCAGCUCCCCCACCCAACGCGGUCAUGCGGGGCCCCCCGCCUCUCAUGCGGCCACCACCACCCUUCGGCAUGAUGCGGGGUCCUCCUCCGCCUCCUCGGCCCCCUUUCGGACGACCUCCAUUUGAUCCAAACAUGCCUCCCAUGCCACCUCCAGGAGGGAUUCCUCCUCCCAUGGGGCCUCCGCAUUUACAGAGACCACCAUUUAUGCCUCCUCCCAUGGGUAGCAUGCCGCCACCUCCUGGUAUGAUGUUCCCUCCAGGAAUGCCGCCCGUCACUGCCCCCGGAACGCCAGCGAUGCCCCCAGCUGAGGAGAUAUGGGUAGAAAACAAAACUCCAGAUGGCAAGGUCUAUUUCUACAACGCGCGCACGCGUGAGUCGGCGUGGACCAAGCCGGACGGGGUGAAGGUGAUCCAGCAGUCGGAGCUGACGCCGAUGCUGGCGGCGCAGGCACAGGCACAGGCCCAGGCACAGGCGGUCGGUGCCUCCACCCCCACCACCAGCAGCCCUGCGUCUGCAGCCUCCCCGUCCACCUCCUCCAGCACUCAGUCCUCCACCACCUCCACCACAACCACAGCCACCUCGGGCUCACAGACCAUCUCCACACCUACCACACAAGACCAGACCCCGAGUUCGGGUGUUUCAGUUGCCACCCCAUCAGUCAGUGUCUCAACCUCUGCUCCUUCUGCUCCGCCUGUGCAGCCUGUGCCCCAGGCAGUCCCACAGACAUUGCCUCCUGCCGUUCCUCACGCAGUGCCUCAGCCAACUGCGGCAAUUCCUGCUUUUCCGCCAGUAAUGGUACCUCCAUUCCGUGUCCCCCUUCCCGGCAUGCCUAUUCCACUUCCAGGCGUGCUGCCGGGCAUGGCCCCCCCCAUCGUGCCCAUGAUCCACCCCCAGGUGGCCAUCGCGGCCUCCCCCGCCACCUUGGCCGGAGCAGCCGCCGUCUCCGAGUGGACCGAGUACAAAACAGCCGACGGGAAGACCUACUAUUACAACAACAGGACUCUGGAGUCCACGUGGGAAAAACCCCAAGAACUCAAAGAAAAAGAAAAAAUGGAAGAGAAGAUCAAAGAGCCAAUUAAAGAACCUUCAGAGGAGCCUUUGCCCAUGGAGACAGAAGAAGAGGAGCCGAAAGAAGAACCUAUAAAAGAACUUAUAAAGGAGGAGCCGAAAGAGGAGGAGCUGACUGAGGAGGAGAAGGCAGCCCAGAAGGCCAAGCCAGUUGCCACCACCCCUAUCCCAGGCACCCCGUGGUGUGUGGUGUGGACGGGGGACGAGCGUGUGUUCUUCUACAACCCCACCACCCGCCUGUCCAUGUGGGACCGACCAGAUGACCUCAUUGGAAGGGCUGACGUGGACAAAAUUAUUCAAGAACCUCCUCACAAAAAAGGAAUGGAAGAAGGAAAAAAACUUAUCAGAGAAGAGCAUGAAUCUACAGAGGAAGCAAAUGAGGAUGAGCCUAUUAAAAUUAAAAAGCGCAAGAAAGAUGAUAACAAAGAUAUUGAUUCGGAGAAGGAGGCUGCUAUGGAAGCUGAAAUUAAAGCCGCUCGGGAGAGAGCCAUUGUCCCGCUGGAGGCUCGGAUGAAGCAGUUCAAGGACAUGCUUCUAGAAAGAGGGGUCUCUGCUUUUUCAACGUGGGAGAAAGAGCUACACAAGAUAGUUUUUGAUCCUCGUUACUUGCUUCUCAACCCAAAAGAAAGAAAACAGGUAUUUGAUCAGUAUGUGAAAACUCGAGCAGAAGAAGAGCGCAAGGAGAAGAAAAACAAAAUAAUGCAGGCCAAGGAGGAUUUCAAGAAAAUGAUGGAAGAAUCAAAGAUUAACCCAAGAACUACUUUUAGUGAAUUUGCAGCCAAGCAUGCUAAAGACUCGAGGUUCAAGGCAAUUGAAAAGAUGAAAGAUCGAGAGGCCUUGUUUAAUGAGUUUAUCACAGCGGCAAGAAAGAAGGAGAAAGAAGACUCGAAGACCAGAGGUGAGAAGAUCAAAAUGGACUUCUUUGAGCUGCUGGCAAACCACCACCUGGACAGUCAGUCUCGCUGGAGCAAAGUGAAGGACAAAGUGGAGACUGACCCGCGGUACAAAGCGGUCGACAGCUCGUCUCAGCGGGAAGACCUUUUCAAGCAGUACAUAGAGAAAAUAGCUAAGAAUUUAGACUCUGAAAAAGAGAAGGAGCUGGAGAGACAGGCUCGCAUCGAGGCCAGCUUGCGUGAGCGAGAAAGGGAAGUGCAGAAAGCUCGCUCGGAGCAAACCAAGGAAAUCGACAGGGAACGGGAGCAGCACAAACGGGAGGAGGCCAUCCAGAACUUCAAAGCGCUUCUGUCUGACAUGGUGCGUUCUUCAGAUGUGUCGUGGUCUGAUACCAGGAGGACUCUGCGCAAAGAUCAUCGGUGGGAGUCUGGCUCCUUGCUAGAAAGAGAGGAGAAGGAGAAGCUCUUUAAUGAACACAUUGAAGCACUUACCAAAAAGAAGAGGGAACACUUUAGGCAACUUCUGGAUGAAACUUCAGCGAUAACUUUAACAUCAACGUGGAAAGAAGUGAAAAAAAUCAUUAAAGAAGAUCCAAGGUGCAUUAAAUUUUCCUCGAGUGACCGGAAAAAGCAAAGGGAGUUUGAGGAGUACAUCAGAGACAAGUACAUCACUGCCAAAGCCGACUUCCGAACGCUAUUGAAAGAGACCAAAUUCAUAACCUACAGAUCCAAAAAGCUGAUCCAGGAGUCAGACCAGCACCUGAAGGAUGUGGAGAAGAUACUGCAGAACGACAAGCGGUACCUGGUUCUCGACUGCGUCCCGGAGGAGCGGCGCAAGCUCAUCGUGUCCUACGUAGAUGACCUGGACCGUCGGGGGCCACCUCCACCCCCCACAGCCUCAGAGCCCACCAGGCGAACGACAAAAUAGUUACAAAAUACUCUUAGGCCAAGGGUAUCUGUUAAAUCCAAAAGCUUGCAUGAGCCAUCUGUCAGGUUUAUACAUACACAUUACCGUGAGUAUAUUGCAAAACCAUCUGAGGAGCAGAGGAAGAAGCAGCAUUUGUGAACAUGAAAUGGUCUUGGGGGGGAACCAACACCAAAAAACCCACGUUAAAGGUAUUUGAGUUUCUUUGGGGCAGGACUGACGAAGGGCGAGCCAGUGGGCCCUGCGUGGUCCCCCCCGGGGUGGGAGCGGUGCGGUGUGUGUUGAGGGGUGGGUGUCUGACAGCCCCUUCUCAGCAGUCCUGGGGAGGAGUGUGGUGUGAGCGGGCACUGCCUGGGUGCCACCAGCGUCCCCUGGGCCAAGUGCUGGCUCGUAGCUUAAGUUAUUGAUGGCUGAUGGUCACCUUCUGGGAACAGAAGUCCCCGUUCUCUGCUCGCUCUCACCCCUCAGUCCAUCCCAGUCAGAGGUGAGGGGGAGACCAGAUCAGGUUUGUUCACAGCUCUGCUUUGUUCCUUACCCUGCCCAUGAAUUAGAAGCAAAAUUGGGUUGCUCUGCCCAAGUGAAGAUUUGUCUAAUAAUUUUUACUCGAAGUGGGAAACGCCUGGUAAAUGCCAGUGGGGACAGCGCAGGACAGGACGGUUGUAUAAACACAUUUUUAUUUACGAUAAAGUGAUCUUUACAUACUUCUGGAUUAGACUGUGGAUUUCCCCUCUGGGCAAUUCUUGUAAACUAUACUCCUGUUUUGAAUGUUAAACUUGUGUUUCUAAAGUUUAAUUUUGAAAUGUUGGGAUUGUUCAGUUUAUGUAUUUGAACUACAAUAAACCAACCCUUUUUAUAUAUGGA